Cladocopium goreaui is the source of this 1066-nucleotide messenger RNA. NCBI's taxonomy places the organism in Eukaryota, Dinophyceae, Suessiales, Symbiodiniaceae. The record is from the annotation of a GenBank genome assembly.
AUGGCCAUGGCCACGGAUGGCCAGCUCCAACUGAAGAUCCGUGAUGGCCAACCCGAGAACAUGUUCCGUGUUAUCCUGGAAGAACCCGAAGGUGGAGCGAAGUUUGAUGAAAGCACCGACGGAGGAGAUGAAACCUGCAUCCUGACGGUCUUCAUCAAAACAGAUGUGGUCAUUCGGGAUCCCAUCGACAAGAUGAGAAGCACAUUGGCAGUGCGUUGGGGGAAGGCAAAAACUGGCAACGCCAACUGGGGGAGGCAGUUCAAGGAUGCCGUCUUCGACGUCUAUGGAGACGACGAUGAUCUCGAUGAGGACGAAGAGCGGACCGUUGGGCAAAAGGCUUAUGCCUGGUCCUUUCACGUGAUUCAAUUGCCCUGGAAAAUUGUUUUCGCCUUCAUUCCACCCACAGACUAUUGUGGAGGUUGGGUCUGCUUUUGCUUCUCCUUGAUCUUCAUUGGUCUGGUGACGGCCAUCAUCGGAGAUGUCGCUGCGAUCUUUGGUUGUUGCCUGGGCAUUAAGGCCAUGGGCACAGCGAUCACCUUCGUGGCCCUAGGUACAUCUCUACCUGAUACCUUUGCUUCGAAGACUGCUGCGCAACAAGAUCCCCAUGCUGAUGCAUCGGUUGGAAAUGUCACUGGCAGCAAUUCUGUGAACGUGUUCUUGGGUCUUGGCAUGCCCUGGACCAUUGGAGCCAUCUAUUGGGCUGCCGGCGCCAACGAUGAAUGGAGGCGGAAAUUUGGCCCUGGCACAGAGCCUCACUUGAAGAUUCCAGAAGCCUUUCGGGAGGGGGCCUUCAUUGUGCAGGCCGGCGAUCUGGCGUUCAGCGUCACCGUGUUCUCUAUCUGCGCGGUGUUGUGUGUCGCGAUCCUAGCCGCCCGUCGACGCUUAUUUGGAGGAGAGCUUGGGGGGCCGCUUCCAGCGAAAAUCGUGUCGGCGGUCCUUAUGAUCUCCCUAUGGCUGGUCUACAUUGGCAUGUCUUUCUGGAAGAUGGAAACUUCAUAGCCAUUGCAUGUCGUUGUGCCCAGUUGUACCGCGCCAAGCGCGGCGCAAAGAAGCCGCAACGGAGGCC